CUGCGUGGUCAGUGAUGAUGGUCGGUUGGCAUAAAACCGCAGACCACACCUCCACCACAACGUAUGAUUGGACUUACGCAGAUCCUCUCCUGUCAUUUAUCAAUAAGGGGAGAGGCGCCUCUUCCUUUAGCGGACCCGUUCUGCUUCAAUCAUCGGACUGGAGCGCUCAACUUCACCAACAGCGCCGCACUCUGCACUGGGUCAGGUCUUUCAUAGCGCCAUCACCUCAGUUACGCACUUGAAGAUGAUCCGAGGAUUGCUGUUGGUGGUGUUUUUUCUCGUCAUGGAACCCCCUUUUUCUCUGUCCAAUUGUAUAGAAGUAGACAGCCAGAGAUCAAGUUCCGAUGACACACCGAGUUUUCGGAACCCAACGCGGGAGCUAUUGAAGCGGUAUAACGACAUAGACUACGACAGCUUCGUGGGUUUAAUGGGGCGUAGAAGCACUGAUGCCGAAGAAAUGCCAGCUCCACUCAAAAGAGAAAUGCACGACAUUUUUGUGGGACUCAUGGGACGCAGAAGUACUGACACAGGUGCCGGGCGUCCCUGGAGAAAGGACUAUCCCGGAACAAGAAGCAUCUUCAACAAAUGCAAGCUGAGGUUUCGGCGUGGGUUAUAGUCGUGCCUGCACCGCCGGGAGAAUCAUCCAUCACACUUAAGACUACAUCUUUUCAAGACAUGCUUUCCUGUAAAAAAGACAAAUUAUUUCUUCUACAGAAACACUGCAAUGGCAUACCUUUAUAUGUAAUUAAGAGAAAGAUGAUUUAUACAUUGACACAUGGGCGAGGUUUACUGUGACAAACCACCUAGUUUGUAUAUUUGCAGAUAUGAUCUUCAAUUAUGUUUGCCUUCAAUUUGUUAUAUUUUAUGUAUGGCUGUAGUGAUUUAUUUCUCUCUGACUUAUUCUGAAUUGACCUAUUUUUUGUAAAUAAACACUAUUUAA
Molecule: messenger RNA, 940 nt
Organism: Engraulis encrasicolus (European anchovy)
Lineage: Eukaryota; Metazoa; Chordata; Actinopteri; Clupeiformes; Engraulidae
Gene: tac3a
Product: tachykinin precursor 3a
Exons: 7
Coding region: 245-616 (123 amino acids)
Biological process (GO): positive regulation of blood pressure; tachykinin receptor signaling pathway
Source: RefSeq, a predicted model, not a curated record